This is a messenger RNA of Daphnia magna, 4239 nucleotides long. RefSeq names its product disks large 1 tumor suppressor protein (gene dlg1). The coding region runs from base 16 to 3261 and encodes 1081 amino acids. NCBI's taxonomy places the organism in Eukaryota, Metazoa, Arthropoda, Branchiopoda, Diplostraca, Daphniidae. The record is from RefSeq and is a predicted model, not a curated record. The transcript is spliced from 18 exons. Gene Ontology annotation, molecular function: kinase binding. Gene Ontology annotation, cellular component: neuron projection; postsynaptic density membrane; neuromuscular junction. Gene Ontology annotation, biological process: chemical synaptic transmission.
UGUGUUGUUCGUUGCAUGUUAGUGAGAACCACACACGAGCAGCAUCAGCCGUUAGCAGAUGUCUUCGCUUCUUCCGUGGUGCUGGAUGUUCCCUACAAGAGGACAAGUGCUACUAUCGUCCACAAACAACAGGAUUAUUCUCUGUAUGAGUGUGAUGGCUAUCGAGAGGCGCAUUGGCCGGUGGCCAUUAUGAUGGCCCUGUUCGGCUUACUUUGGCUAAUGCGCAUACGGACGGAAAUCAGAAAAGACAAACGCAAACGCUCAAAACAUCCGGUACUGGACGACCAGCUACUAUUACCUCCCCCCAUCUCUUUCGCCGAUCCGAAACAUUCCGUCAAAGAACAAGAAGAUGUUCUGGAUGAUGUGAUUCCUCCGCCACCUCCACCGCCUUUGAGGCAAAACGUGCAAAUCCAUCGCUCGUCCUCGUCAAUUGGGGAUGGUCUUAACUAUCCGUCUCAAAGACUCUUCCAACAAGCUCAAUCCUUUUCUCGCUCCGCUCAAAAUUUACGGAUCAACACUUUAGAGUGCACUUGCCCAACGGGCCCACCCAUCCGCCGGCCGGCAGUCCGGUUUUGCGACGAUCCUUUUGGAUUUUAUUCCGCUCGAACAGCCCAAAGUUGGAAUUAUUCUACUCUUCCUCGUACUCAGCCCACGUCUCGAUCCUCCCACGAUAUCCAAGAAUUUUACGAGCUGACGCUGCUGGACGAAACAAAAACGGUCCAGCAAAAGACAGCCGAGACGCUCCAAAUGGCCAGUAAAUGGGAAACGACUAAUCAACAGACUGCACCCGCGGUCAUCAUUCCUACGCGAUAUGGCGACAUCCAACAGCAGUCCUGCGUCACGGCCCUAUUCCCGAUGGAGAGCCCACGUCAUCAAGCGACGAGAGGACGCCAGGAGAACGAUCCUAUGGUGUCGGUUGACAUGAUCGACGGUGUCAACGAACCAGUUAUUUCGGCGACAGAUAGGAUCGUGAUCCAGCAACAGUCCAAUCACCAGAAGAUUCAGUCCCACCUGUCGCCCGGUUUGGUCGUAGACAAACACGCGAAUGGAGGCGAUGAAUCCGCUUGGGAUUAUGAAGAAAUCAUCCUUGAAAGGGGCAAUUCUGGUUUGGGUUUCAGCAUUUCUGGUGGAACUGACAACCCACACAUCGGCGAUGAUCCAGCGAUUUGCUUGACAAAGAUCAUCCCUGGCGGAGCGGCUGCCAUCGACGGCCGAAUGAAGAUCAACGAUGUCAUUUUGAAAGUGAAUGAUGUUUCAGUUGUGAACGUUCCCCAUUCAGCAGCCGUCGAUGCGCUCAAAAGGGCCGGCAACCUCGUCCGUCUGAGCGUAAGACGACGCCGGCAGCCGCGUUCGCCCCGCAUCGUCGAAAUCGAAUUGUGCAAGGGCAACAAGGGGCUUGGUUUCAGCAUCGCAGGCGGCUCGGGAAAUCAGCAUAUACCUGGCGAUAAUGGCAUCUACAUCACCAAGAUAAUGGACGGUGGGGCGGCACAAGUUGACGGUCGACUUGCUGUCGGUGACAAACUGGUUCUCGUCAGGAAUUUACCUUUGAUGACGGAGAAAAAUCUGGAGAAUGUGUCGCACGAAGAUGCCGUUUCUGCGCUGAAGUGCACAUCAGAUCGCGUCGUAUUGGUCGUGGCCAAGACGGACGCGCCUCUUGCGCCCAUGCCAGUGGUCGGACAGCCCCCUUUACUCCAGCAACAAACGCCCGUCCUUUCGCAGUCGGCCGUCAAUCUGACAACUCACCACUCGCAUCAGCCUCCUUCCCCUAAUCCAGGACUCGCUCCUAUUGACGUCAGUGGUGCCUACGAUCCGAUUGAAAUACCUGGUGCACUUCAAGUCUCUACUCCUCGGGCUGUUAGCGAAGAAGAUAUCGCUAGGACUCCUCGAUCUGUGGUGCUAUCAAAAGGGACAACCGGACUGGGUUUUAACAUAGUCGGUGGUGAAGAUGGCGAAGGCAUUUUCAUCUCGUUCAUCCUGGCCGGUGGUCCAGCUGACGUGAGUGGCCAACUACGACGUGGAGAUCAAAUUAUCUCGGUUAAUGGACACGACCUCAAACAUGCCACUCACGAGCAAGCGGCAUUAACACUCAAGGGAGCGGGCAACACUGUCACGCUGUGCGUCCAGUACCGACCUGAGGAGUACAACCGAUUCGAAGCCAAAGUCCACGAACUCAAGCAGCAGAUGAUGACCGGCACCCUGAUGAGGACCUCACAGAAACGAUCGCUUUACGUCAGGGCCCUUUUUGAUUACGAUCCAAACAAGGACGAUGGACUGCCUAGUCGAGGAUUGUUUUUCCGUUACGGUGAUAUCCUGCACGUCACGAACGCGUCAGACGACGAGUGGUGGCAAGCUAGGCGCGUGUUAGCCAAUGGAGAAGAGGAGGGUAUUGGUAUCAUUCCCUCCAAGAAACGAUGGGAACGGAAACUGAGAGCUCGCGAUCGUACCGUCAAGUUCCAGGGCAAAAGUCCAACACAAGAUAGGCAAUCAACUUUGGAGAGGAAGAAGAAAAAUUUCAUCUUUAGCCGAAAAUUCCCAUUCGUUAAGAGCAGGGAGGAUCAAUCCGAGGAAGGCUCAGACCAAGAGCCCGCAUCGGCAAUGACACCCUCUGAAAGUGACUCUACCAGCCUUAAAGAGGAAGCUGUUUUCUCCUACGAGUCGGUCCAGCAAAUUGAAAUGACUUACACCAGACCAAUCAUCAUCCUUGGCCCACUCAAGGACCGCAUCAACGACGACCUUAUCUCCGAGUUCCCUGAAAAGUUUGGAAGUUGCGUCCCUCAUACGACUCGACCGAAACGGGAUUACGAGGUUGAUCAGCGGGACUAUCAUUUCGUUGCCUCCAGGGAGCAGAUGGAAGCCGACAUCCAAAACCACCUCUUUAUCGAGGCCGGCCAGUAUAACGAGAAUCUUUACGGUACUUCCGUGGCAUCCGUACGGGAAGUAGCUGAGAAGCAGGGCAAACAUUGCAUCCUGGAUGUCAGUGGUAACGCCAUCAAGCGGCUACAAGUGGCCCAACUCUAUCCGAUAGCAAUUUUCAUCAAACCCAAAUCAGUAGACGCCAUCAUGGAAUGGAACAAACGGAUGACGGAAGACCAAGCCAGAAAAACUUACGACCGAGCCAUGAAACUAGAACAAGAAUUUGGCGAGUAUUUUACCGCCGUUGUUCAAGGCGAUACACCGGAGGAAAUCUACGCCAAAGUCAAGGAAGUGAUUCGAGAGCAAUCCGGGCCAACGGUUUGGGUCCCAGCCAAAGACAAACUUUGAAUUGCCAUCGUCUUUUAAUACUUGUUCUUGGACGAGACUUCUUGGUAGUCGAUUCUCCUCCUUUUUAUUCUUUAACAUCAAAACGACAUGAGAGAAAUCCACCCCUUUUUAUUACCUGUCUCGCCGUUUCCCCCCUUUUCUUCAGCGAUGCUGAUAGCACCGACCUGAUGACUAUACAAAUUGCAUGCCAAUCCUUCCUUCAUUUCUUAGGAUUUUAUAAAAUUUUGACUUGGACGGAAUUCCUCGUCGUUCAUGCAUUUCCUCCCUCCUCCCCCCAUUUCUUGACAUUGACUUUUUUUCUUCUUUUCUAUGUAUUUUCUCUCCCCACGAUAAAAAAAAAUUCAUGAUUUGUGAAUAGCAAAACCACAAGAACAAAAAUCAACAAGCAGAUAAUAGCUGGACCUUUCUCGGUCAGAGAGAAGAAAAGAAAGAAAUUCGAGUGGAUUUUUUUGUUGUUGCUGCUAACAGCUGCUGCCAAACGUUCCAUCACGUUCUCUUAUUUGUUAGACCUGUUUCAAAUGUUUAAGAAAUGUCAUGUUCUUGAUAACUAAUCCAUUUUAUUGUUGCUUCUCUCCCCGUCCUUCUUCUAGAGAAUGUAUUUUCAUGCCUCCAAAAUUUUCUGACAAAACCAAACAACAACCUUAACAAACAGCAGAUAUUUGAGAUGGUGUUCGUAAUCUCGACACGUAGCAGCAUACUGGGUCAUAUCCCUAUUUCAGGUCAUCAUUUUUUCUCCAUUGGGGUCGUAAAAGACGAGCUAAGAUGAUCGAAAUCAGCUAUUGACAAAGAUUUGUUAAGCUCUGAUGGGCAGCAGAAAUGACCCGUGUUCUUGUGAAGAUAGUUUACGACAUACAUAAUCCGUUAUAGUUCCCUCCCAUUUUCAUUUUACAUCCUCCAUGAUUUGUACAGUAUUUUCCCUCGAAAAAUUGUCUCCUCCUUUCUUUCUUGUUUGAUCAUAAUAUUAAUGUGUGAAAAAGA